Messenger RNA from Notechis scutatus (mainland tiger snake), 5960 nucleotides. The record is from RefSeq and is a predicted model, not a curated record. NCBI's taxonomy places the organism in Eukaryota, Metazoa, Chordata, Lepidosauria, Squamata, Elapidae.
AUGAGAGAUCAUGGCCGCUUCGGGCUCCUCAGCUAUGAGCAGAGACCUCUCAAACGGUCCCGUUUGGGGCCGCCCGACGUCUAUCCUCAAGACCCCAAGCAGAAGGAGGAUGAGCUAACUGCUGUAAAUGUAAAACAAGGUUUCAGUAAUCAGCCACCUUUCUCAGGAGAUGAACAUGGGUCUGCUAGAAAUAUUGUUAUUAACCCAUCAAAGAUUGGUGCUUAUUUUAGCAGCAUAUUAGCAGAGAAAUUAAAACUUAAUACAUUCCAGGAUAUAGGAAAGAAGAAAUUGCAAAUAAAUGCUAAAGACAAUUACUGGCUAGUUACUGCUCGGUCCCAGAGUGCAAUUCAUACGUGGUUUGCGGAUUUGGCAGGAAAUAAACCUCUGACUUUCCUAGCAAAAAAGGUCCCAAUUCUCAGCAAAAAGGAAGACGUUUUUGCUUAUUUAGCAAGAUACUCUGUGCCACUCUUGCGAGCAGCAUGGUUGAUAAAAAUGACUUGUGCCUACUACUCAGCCAUCUCUGAAGCUAAAAUCAAGAAACGCCAGGCAGCUGAUCCAAAUCUUGAAUGGACUCAAAUCUCUACCAGGUACCUAAGAGAACAAUUGGUAAAAAUUGCAGAAUUUUAUCACAUGACUACAAGCCAAGGCAAAAACUCUGUAGUUGUGCCUCGUGAAGUGGAACAUGCUCUAAAGCAGUGGGAAUAUAAUGAAAAGUUGGCAUUUUAUAUGUUCCAGGAAGGAAUGCUUGAAAGACAUGAAUAUUUAACAUGGAUCCUGGAUGUCUUGGAAAAAAUAAGACCAGCUGAUGAUGAACUUUUGAAACUCCUCCUACCACUAAUGCUGCAGUAUUCUGAAGAGUUUGUUCAGUCAGCCUACCUGUCGCGUCGCCUUGCUUACUUCUGUGCCAGACGUGUCUCUUCGUUGAUAAGUGACAGUACUAACCUCAUAGCUGCCCACUCGCCUCAUAUUAUUAUUGGACCAAAUAAUCCUCCUUUGGCAGCUUCCAGCUCUUCAACAACUGGUACUGUAGUGAAUCCUGCCCAGCUUGCCUGUUCAGAUUUUCUUUCCUGCCCCCAGCACCGCCCUCUUGUCUAUGGCCUGAGCUGUAUGCUGCAGACUAUAACUCUCUGUUGCCCAAGUGCCUUGGUCUGGAAUUAUUCUACAAAUGAAAGUAAAAACAUAAAUCCUGGCUCACCUUUGGAUUUACUUCAAGUUUCUCCAUCCAGCUUACCAAUGCCAGGAGGAAAUUCUGUAUUCAAUCAGCAGGUUCGUGCAAAGAUUUUUGAAGUAGAACAGCAGAUAAAACAAAGGGGCCGUGCUGUCGAAGUACGGUGGUCAUUUGACAAGUGCCAAGAAUCAACUGCAGGGGUUACUAUCAGCCGUGUUUUGCACACUUUGGAGGUUUUGGAUAGACACUGUUUUGAUCGUUCAGAUUCUAGCAACUCAAUGGAAAGCCUUUAUAACAAGAUUUUCUGGGGAACUCAUAAUAAGGAUAAUCAGGAGGUUGCACCUAAUGAUGAAGCUGUGGUAACAUUGCUUUGUGAAUGGGCUGUGAGUAAUAAAAGAUCUGGUAAGCACCGGGCAAUGGCUGUAGCUAAACUAUUGGAGAAGAGGCAAACUGAAAUUGAGGCAGAAAGAUGUGGUGAAGUUGAAAUCAUGGAUGAAAAGGAAUCCAUUUCUUCAGCAUCAUUUGCUGGUUCUAGCCUCCCUGUUUUCCAGAAUGUUCUCCUUAGAUUUUUAGAUACUCAAGCCCCCUCAUUACCUGAUCCAAAUGGUGAAUAUGAAAAAAUUGAAUUUGUGAACCUAGUGCUGCUUUUUGGUGAAUUUAUACGGCAUGAUGUUUUUUCACAUGAUGCUUACAUGUGCACUUUAAUAUCACGUGGAGACUUAUCUGUCACUGCAGCUUCUAGAACACGUUCACCAACUGGGGAAAACAUGGAUGAGCACUAUUCUAAGGGACACGAUGUGAAACUUGAGGAACAUAGCCUUAUGGAACACAUGUAUAUUGACUCAGGAACCACUAAUAUUUUUGAUGAUGUAGACAAGAAUGACUUAAAGACAGACUUUGGUUCGGAAUUUCCAAUCUUUUCUCCAAUGCCUGGGGAGUCUUGUGAAAAUCUGAAUUCAAUACCAGUACAAAACAGAAGAGCUUCAGUAAGUAAUGAAAAGUCUACAAAGAAAGAAAAAGGAAGGGAGCUGAUUUUCCCAUCAAAUUACCAUCUCCUUCGACAUUUGCAGUAUGCUACACAUUUUCCUAUACCUUUGGAUGAAUCAUCAAGUCAUGAAUAUAACCAGCGCAUGAUACUUCUUUAUGGAGUUGGAAAGGAACGUGAAGAGGCCAGGCAUCAACUGAAGAAGAUUACCCGAGAUAUUCUGAAAAUCCUAAAUAAGAAAAGCACUUCUGAAAUGAGUGGUGGUGAUGAAGGUCAAAAGAUCCGGAAGAACAGGCAAGAGGCAUUUCCAACUUUAGAGACUGUAUUUAAAAAACUUCAGCAGCUCUCAUACUUUGACCAGCAUCAAGUGACAAGUCAGAUCUCCAACAAUGUUCUGGAGCAGAUUACUAGUUUUGCAUCAGGAACAUCAUAUCAUCUUCCACUAGCUCAUCACAUAGAAUUUAUCUUUGAUCUAAUGGAACCUGCUUUAAAUAUUAAUGGACUUAUUGACUUUGCUGUUCAGCUGCUGAAUGAGCUGAGUGUGGUGGAAGCUGAACUACUACUGAAGUCAUCCAGCCUGGCAGGAAAUUACACAACUGGACUGUGUGUUUGCAUUGUAGCUGUGCUAAGGCAUUAUCAUGCUUGCCUCAUUUUGAAUCCAGAUCAAACUGCUCAGGUUUUUGAAGGAUUAUGUGGUGUUGUCAAACACAUAGUCAAUCCAUCAGAAUGCUCUUCUCCUGAAAGGUGUAUUUUAGCCUAUCUGUAUGAUCUCUAUGGAUCCUGUAGCCAUCUUAGAAGCAAAUUUGGAGAUCUUUUCAGUAGUGCCUGUUCAAAGGUAAAGCAGACCAUAUAUAGCAAUGUUCAACCUUCAAAUUCCAAUUUGUUAUGGGAUCCUGAAUUCAUGUUGGAUUUUAUUGAGAAUCCCUCCAUUCGCAGCCUUAAAUAUUCAAUGUUGGGCAAGAUUCUGAAUGACAAUGCACCAAGUCGCUAUAGCUUUGUGUGUAAUGCACUAAUGAAUGUCUGCAUGGGCCAUCAAGAUGCAGACAGAAUUAAUGAUAUUGCCAACUUGUGUGCAGAAUUAACUGCUUGCUGUACAGUCCUAAGUUCAGAGUGGUUAGGAGUCUUGAAAGCCCUUUGCUGUUCUUCAAAUCAUGUCUGGGGAUUUAAUGAUCUUCUCUGCAGCGUGGAUGUGAGUGAUCUUUCAUUCCAUGAUUCAUUGGCUACCUUCGUUGCAAUACUGAUAGCUCGUCAAUGUUUUUUCCUUGAGGAUGUUGUUCAACAUGUAGCUCUUCCUUCUUUACUUACAGCAGCUUGUGGAGAUCCAGAUGCUGAACCAGGGGCACGGAUGACUUGCCGUCUUCUUCUACAUCUCUUCCAAACACCCAAUAUUUCCUUAUUGUCCAAUGAAAAAUGUUUUCCAGGAAUUCGGUCAUCUUGCGAUCGCCGCCUUUUAAGUGCUGCUCACAACAGCAUAGAAGUAGGAGCAGUAUUUGCUGUUUUGAAAGCAAUUCUUAUGCUUGGUGAUGCUGAAAUUGGAAGCAACAAUAUUCCCUCCUUGAAAAAUUCAGAUUACCCUGUACAAAGCUUAUUGGGAGAUCUAAAUGAUGAUGAGAUCUGGAAAGCUACCUCAAAGUCUUUGUAUGGAAAAACCAUUUCCAUAGAAACUGCUACUCUCAGUGAAUAUGCUAGAUAUGUACUAAGAAGCAUUUGUCAGCAGGAAUGGGUGGGGGAACACUGCUUGAAAGAACCUGAGAGGCUAUGUACCGACAAAGAUCUUAUCCUGGAUCCAGUUCUCUCCAACAAACAAGCACAGAAAUUGUUGCAGCUUAUCUGCUACCCUUAUAGUAUUAAAGAAUGCACAGAAGGGGACAAUCCUCAGAGGCAACACAUCAAGCGCAUUCUUCAGAAUAUAGAUCAGUGGACUCUUAGACAGUCAUGGCUGGAACUUCAGCUAAUGAUCAAACAGUGUCUGAAGGAACCUGGUUCUGGGUCUGUGGCUGAAAUGAACAGCUUGUUGGAUAAUAUUGCAAAGGCGACAAUAGAAGUUUUUCAGCAAUCCGCUGACCUAAACAAUAACUCUUCUAACUCUGGUAUAGGCCUCUUCAAUCCAAACUCUCUUGGAAAUGCUGACAUACAUAUUACAAGGCAGAACUGUAAAAAGACAUUCCUAAGCUCUUCUGAAAGACAAGGUGUCUGGUUAGUGGCUCCCCUGAUUGCAAAGCUGCCAACAUCUGUUCAAGGCCGAGUCUUGAAAGCAGCUGGAGAAGAACUAGAGAAGGGCCAGCACUUGGGAUCAUGUUCAAAGAAGGAGAGAGACAGGCAAAAACAGAAGAGUAUGUCUCUUCUGAGUCAGCAACCAUUCCUGUCUUUGGUACUCACUUGUCUCAAGGGACAGGAUGAACAGCGUGAAGGGCUUCUAACAUCUCUGCAAAAUCAAAUUAAUCAGAUAUUAAGCAACUGGAGGGAAGAACGAUAUCAAGAUGAUGUUAAAGCAAGACAAAUGAUGCAUGAAGCAUUACAGCUUCGUCUUAAUUUGGUUGGUGGAAUGUUUGAUACGGUGCAAAGAAGUACUCAGUGGACCACCGACUGGGCACUUCUACUCCUUCAGAUAAUAACAUCAGGGACUGUUGACAUGCAAACCAAUAAUGAAUUAUUUACAACAGUACUUGAUAUGUUGAGUGUGUUGAUCAAUGGAACUUUAGCUUCUGACCUCUCAAUUGCAUCUCAAAUGGGAUCUGAAGAGAACAAGAGAGCAUACAUGAAUUUGGUGAAAAAACUCAAAAAAGAACUGGGAGAUAAAAGUUCAGAAAGUAUUGACAAAGUUCGCCAGCUCUUGCCAUUGCCAAAGCAGAUGUGUGACCUUAUUGCCUGUGAGCCUAUGGGAUCACUGAUUGAUACGAAGGGAAACAAAAUUGCUGGAUUUGACUCCAUAGAUAAGAAACAGGGGCUCCAAGUCUCAAUGAAACAGAAAGUAUCUCCAUGGGAUUUACUGGAAGGCAAUAAGAAUCCAGCUCCAUUGUCUUGGGCUUGGUUUGGAACUGUUCGCAUUGAUAGGAAAGUCAUAAAAUAUGAGGAGCAGCAGCACCUUCUGCUUUACCACACACACCCUAAACCUAAGCCACGAAGCUACUACCUCGAACCUUUACCUCUUCCUCCUGAGGAGGACGAGGAGGAAGAAGAGCCUACCACUCCUGCAUCUCAGGAACCAGAAAGAAAGUCAGCAGAGCUUUCGGAUCAGGGAAAACCUUCAGCAGAUGAAGAAAGAAAGGGGAAAGGCAGAAAAAGAAAGACAAAAGCAGCUUCCAAAACUGAUAAAAGACCUCCACGGUGGAAUAAUUUUCUAGCUUAUCAUGCAGUCUACUAUAUAUUGUUUUUUUCAGUUCACCAGUCUUUGCAGCAGAAUCACCUAGUUGGAGGGCCUCUAGAUGCAGUAUCAGCCACAUCUUCCCAGGCAAAUCUUUACUCUGUCCAGAUAUCUCAGGAACAAAUGAGACAGAGACAACAGCAAAUUCGGCAACAAAGAUUCCUUCAGCUUCAGCAUCAACAGAAUCAACAACAAAUCAUUAACCUUCAAGCAAUGCAGCCUCAACAACAAUCUUUCUUCCCAAGACAAGGAUUGCAGCAGACCCAGCAGCAACAACAGACAGCUGCUCUUGUCAGACAACUCCAAAAACAGCUGUCAAGUAACCAGCCCCAGCAAGGUGUGAAUCCGUACAGUCAUCUUCCACACUUCUGAAUCUGAAAGAUGUCAGGAAGAGAAAGUAUUUGCACUGAAGAACAGGGAGAGAAGAAUUUGUUGCACUAAUU